This is a messenger RNA of Rubroshorea leprosula, 2154 nucleotides long. The record is from the annotation of a GenBank genome assembly. Lineage: Eukaryota; Viridiplantae; Streptophyta; Magnoliopsida; Malvales; Dipterocarpaceae.
GCUCUUUACGCAGAAAGAAAAAUUUCUUUUGAAUUUGAACUUUCUAGUUUCCCUUUUUUUCUACAGAUUUUCUGUCAUUUUCCCGAGAAAAAAAAAAAACUGAACAAACCAUUGAUGGCAUUGAAUAUGGCUCACCAGAUCGGAACACUCGCGGGAACUCCAAUCUCGACGGAUUCGUCAAGCGCCGAACCAGUGGUUGCGAUGGUGAAUGCGUCGGCGGUUUGGAAAUCGCCGGUGGCGAGUAUUAUGUGCAAGUCUUCGGCGGGCAUCGUUUCCCCAACUAUGCUAUCUCCGCCGCUAAGUCCACUCAGCAGGUCGCCAGUAUUGAACGCGACGAGGCCAGAUCUCUCCGUGGCGUGCAGCGCGUUUACGUUGGACGCACCGGCGGCGAUGGUGACCGAAGAGGAGACGGCUUAUGCGGCGGGAGGGAAGAAGAAGGAGCAGGCUAAUGGGGGAGUGCCGGUUUACGUGAUGAUGCCGCUAGACAGCGUGACGAUGAACAACACGGUGAACAGGAGGAAGGCGAUGAAUGCGAGUUUGCAGGCGUUGAAGAGUGCGGGGGUGGAAGGGGUGAUGAUGGACGUGUGGUGGGGACUGGUGGAGAGAGAUUCGCCGGGCGUCUAUAAUUGGGGAGGCUACGCGGAGCUGCUUGAGAUGGCUAAGAAGCACGGGCUCAAGGUCCAAGCCGUGAUGUCGUUCCACCAAUGCGGCGGCAACGUCGGCGACUCUUGCACGAUACCUUUACCAAAGUGGGUUGUGGAGGAGAUUGACAAGGAUCAGGACCUUGCAUACACGGAUCAGUGGGGAAGAAGGAAUUAUGAAUAUGUAUCUCUUGGUUGUGAUACCAUUCCUGUUCUCAAGGGCCGAACUCCUGUACAGUGCUAUGCUGAUUUCAUGCGUGCCUUCAGGGAUAACUUCAAACACCUUCUUGGUGACACCAUUGUGGAAAUCCAAGUGGGAAUGGGUCCGGCAGGUGAGCUCCGUUAUCCUUCUUACCCAGAGCAAAAUGGAACAUGGAAGUUCCCAGGAAUUGGAGCCUUUCAGUGUUAUGAUAAGUAUAUGCUAAGUAGCUUGAAAGCAGCAGCCGAGGCAGCUGCUAAGCCAGAAUGGGGAAGCACAGGUCCCACUGAUGCUGGUCAUUACAACAACUGGCCUGAAGACACCCAGUUUUUCCGUAAAGAAGGUGGUGGAUGGAAUAGUCCUUAUGGUGAAUUCUUCCUUGGCUGGUAUUCUCAGAUGCUAUUGGAUCAUGGUGAGAGGAUAUUGACAUCAGCCACAUCGAUUUUUAAGGAUACUGGUGUGAAGAUCUCAGUCAAAGUUGCUGGUAUCCACUGGCACUAUGGAACCAGGUCCCAUGCUCCUGAGCUCACUGCAGGUUAUUUUAACACAAGGAACCGAGAUGGUUAUCUUCCCAUUGCCCAAAUGUUAGCCCGUCAUGGUGCUGUUUUCAAUUUCACAUGCAUAGAAAUGCGUGAUCACGAGCAGCCGCAGGAUGCUCUCUGUGCACCUGAAAAGCUUGUGAAGCAGGUGGCCUUAGCUACUAUAGCAGCACAAGUUCCUCUUGCCGGGGAAAAUGCAUUGCCACGCUAUGACGAAUAUGCCCAUGAGCAGAUCAUUAAAGCAUCUUCACUGAAUAUUGAUGACAAUCCAGAGGGAGACAGGGAGAUGUGUGCAUUUACAUAUCUGAGGAUGAACCCAGACCUCUUCCAGCCUGACAACUGGAGACUGUUUGUGUCAUUCGUGAAGAAGAUGAAGGAGGGUAAAGAUGCCCAACGGUGUCGGGAGCAGCUGGAGAGGGAAGCAGAGCACUUUGUUCACAUCACCCUGCCUUUGGUGCAGGAGGCUGCUGUUGCUCUUACACAUUAGAAAUAUUGGUAAAGCUUACCUCACACAUAGUUUUAAUUGGAAAUGAGGGAAGCAUGCCUUAAUUACCACAGUAUCAUAUUGUGCCAAUAACUGCAUAAAACUAAAAGCCAUUGCUUUGCCAUAGCUCUUUUUGUUAAGCUGUGGCUGUAAAAGAGAGCAAUGUUGUUCUAUAAGAUAGGGGAUUCUAUGUAUUUUGCCCCAGUACUUUAAACCUUCUAUAAUUAAACACAAAAUUAUAGUACAAUAUCUAUAUCUCUCUCCCUACAUGAGUAAAUGAUGCUAUGUACC